Musca domestica (house fly) is the source of this 5913-nucleotide messenger RNA. RefSeq names its product myb-like protein P (gene orb). Gene Ontology annotation, molecular function: translation factor activity, RNA binding; mRNA regulatory element binding translation repressor activity; mRNA 3'-UTR binding. The transcript is spliced from 11 exons. The record is from RefSeq and is a predicted model, not a curated record. NCBI's taxonomy places the organism in Eukaryota, Metazoa, Arthropoda, Insecta, Diptera, Muscidae. Gene Ontology annotation, cellular component: nucleus; synapse; neuron projection. Gene Ontology annotation, biological process: negative regulation of cytoplasmic translation. Bases 2654 to 5386 code for a protein of 910 amino acids.
CACAGUAUCACAGUCUCUUGGUUUUAUUCGAAAGGUGAGGUUUUAUUUUCCAAAAGCGCUCUAUCGCCAACACCAAUGGACAGACGUUAGAAGCUAUUAGGAAAGAAAAACUAAAGAAAACUGGUCUUCUAUUGUAUUUUCUGGCCAUUAAAGACUUUUAGCAAAAAAGUGAAAAUAAUAGUAUUUUUAACUUUGAACUGUGCCGUGGACCAACAAAUUGGAAAUUGAAAAAUAAAAACGUGUGUUUUCUUAUUUGCAGUUUUUAAAAGACAAAACCCAAAAGACUUCCAUGUAUUUUUAUGUAUUAUUUCUUGUGAUAAAAAAAUCUGUAAAUCUGUUGUAAAAAAGAAGUGAACUGAGGCCCAACGAGAAUCCCCCAACAGGAAAAAAAAGGAACAUAAACGAAAAUUAAAUCUCAAGCAGAUGAACAUUAGCAGCAGCAGCAGUGUGGUUGUAAAUUUUGUUGUACUAUUUGUAUAAUUUGUAAUUCCCUUUUUUGCCUGUCCAAACAACCGACCGAACGACCUACCGACAAACCAAGCCGAGAAAAAAGAGGAACUCUAAGAAAAAACCAUACGAACAAGUGUCAAAAAGAGCUCGGAAGGCAGGCAAGUAAGAAGAGUCGUCAUCAUCACCAGUAUUACAGAAUUCCGACACGGAGCGUAACAUUUUUUACAACUAACGGUGAAUGAAAUUUUUUUAUGCGUUUCAUCUGUUCAUUCGGUGACUUUUAUUGUAAAACUUUUUUAAAAAUACCAACAACUACAAAUGCUAGUGCUAUUGGUUUUGGGUUAGUGUGAGUGUGUAUGAAAUUAUUGUUGUUAGUGAGUGAUUUUUUUUUUGCAAAUAAUGUACUGAGAUUAUUAAAAAGUAACAAAAACCACAACAUUGUUCUCCAUCUCCAUUGAUUGGAAAUCGAAAAAUGUGCUUUGACUUCAACAUCAUCCCACUACGACCCAUAAGGCUGACGCUGUGAUUUCGACGGAGAAGUGCAUUUGGAAAAGAGAAGAGGUGUAGCAAACAAAAUUGUUGCUCUACUCCCUCUCUCGUCGUGUUACAGACAUUUUCGCUUUGGCACGUUGUCGCAAAGGUAGCUGUGGCAGUAGUACCAGUACCAGUACCAGCAACAUCAACAUCAACAGCGACACGAACGAGCAUUUCAACAGGAUUUCGUAUUAUGUGCGAAAAAUCAAAAUUAUUGUGUGUGGCAAGAUAUCAAAACAAGGCAUAAAAUUUGCAUCAUUCAAAGGCAAGAGCAGUGGCAGCGGCAUCAGUAACGGUGACGGUGAGUGCUGGCAACGAGAGUAAGCCAAGAACACAAAGUCAAGACAACAAAUACAAAAAACCCAACGAACAGGACCAACACUGUUCCACAAACACACACAUAAAGGGAACGAAGGAUAGCAUCCUCAACAUCAUCAUCUGGUGGAGCUGGAAACGAAAAACCACAGAGGUGAGACGUUGAACAAGACGACUACAACGACGACGACGACGACGUGUGUACAUAAAUAAAUAAUAAAUGUUCCUCAAUGAUGAAACCACUAAAGCACAACUAAACAGAAUAUUUGCUGCUACAAAAACUACUACAAAAGCAACAAAAACUACAACGGUUUUUACAACACAACUAUCAACGGAACUGUAACUACUCCCCGAUAAAAUAUAAAAAAGUUGUCAAACAAACCGGCAUUGCAAACACCGACUCAUACACACAUUGGUUGUUAUUUAUUAUACAGCCAGGACUUGCAACCACGACAUGUUGCAAAGCUUCUCCAAUUAGAGUUGUAGAACAGAUAUCUGUGGCGCCUUCUGAGACAACAUUUUCCAGUUUGUGGAAGCGGAAGUUUUAUAACACACACAGUCUCUAUAUUGUGAGGAACAGAGAGAAAGUGAGAGAGAAUUACCCACUUGUGUUGAUGAAAAUCUGCAAAGAACACGUGCACACAUACGCUCCCAUGUUCACAUACUCAUCAUUGGCUCCCUAAGGCCGAAAGAAAAACAGCUGUUUUCUGGAUAAGCAAUACAACGUGGUUUUUGGGUGCGUGCCGUAUUCUCAUUCUCGAAUUCUUGAAGUGCUCUCUCUCAAUUUUCCAAACAUUUUUUGUUUAUUCCACUCUGUGAGAGUGCUAAAAUAAGCAAAUCUCUUCGACAUUGAAUGCAUGUUUACGUUAUUUGUACACGAACGAACUCUUCCUGGUGUCGUCUGUUUGUUGUUUGAUUUGUUGGCUUCGUGUUAAUGGACCAAAAGCCGGUUCGUGCUUUCCUUUCGUGAUAUUGUGUAUGUUCGUGUGUCUGUGUGCAAGUCAGAGUUUUGGUUUGUAUUGUGGCCGUGUACAACUCCUCCAUUGACACCUUGUAUACAAUAGUAACAGCAAAACUGAGACUUAUUUUGCAAACAAACAAAUCGAGAGUUAAAAGCUAGGCAGGCUGGCAUACCGGCUGUGUCGACCCACCGAGUGAACGAACCAACAAAUUGACUUUGAAUCUCACAAACAGAGAAACAACCACAACUGAAACGAAGUAACGGCAGCAACAACAACAAACAUCCUUAUCAUCAGCCACUGCAGGAGUAACAACAACAACCACAAGAGCCGAGGAAUACUGGGAACAGGAAAAACAAAUCUCUGUGUGGAAAUUGUAUUUUCUAUUCAAAACAAUGCCUUCACUGCAACAGUUCAAUUCAAAUGAUUCCAACUGCCAUCAAGCUUCAUUGAAUACAACUACAUCCCCGGGCGCGAUGAGAUCUCCCAACAACACCAUUACUGGCCUGUCAGCAGACACAACGACAUUGACAGCUGCUGCCGCAGCCGCUGCGGCCACAGUUGGCACUGAACUGCUGCAACAGCAUUCAAUUAAUUCCAUAAUUGAGCAGCGACGCCAGGACUUUCUAACCCGUCACGCCAGUACAACAAGAGACGCGGCCAACACAACGCUAACCAAUUCAACAAACUCAACAUCGGAUACCCUAACCUCAACAUUAAAUGAUCCCAUUGCAUUGACGGCCGAAUUUCUUGGCUUGGACAAUCGUUCGACAAAUCCAACAACAGCAACAACAAUGACAAACAACAUUUUAAAUUUAGCUAACGUGGGCAACAGCACCAGCACUUCUUCGUCGUCGAUUAUUGGCAAAGUUUGUGGAGCCGUGGGGGCUAAUGGUAUUGGUCGCAUGGCUGCCAUAACUGGCGUUGGAGGCGGAGUUAAUGCCUCAUCAUCCACCACAUCGGCUUGCAAUGGCACAAGUCUCCAAACCAAUAUCGAUGUCUUGAAUUGUAAUGGCAAUGCAAAUGCCUUGGCGGCCGCUUACAUGCCACUCACACCCAGCUCCACGCAAUCCUCCAUAUCACCGGGCACAACGGCAACGGGCAACACUUUCGACAUGUUCCAGUUUGACAAUAUUGCACCAUCACAACAACACCAACAACAAAAUACACCACUCAAGGUGUUCCAAAGAAAUAUCAGCUUCGAUUGUUCUGCACCCUUAUCGCCCAGUACGCCUACAUCUCUUUAUAAUAACUCUUUUCAAAGUUCACCCUUAGUCAGCGAUAGCAGCAAUUCAUCCUCAGCCAAUGGCUUGUCUUUGGACUCCAUACCCAUGGUCUAUCAGAAUGGUUACAAUACCAAUGGACUGACUUCAACCCGUUCCACAUCGCCUGAGAGUCAAAAUAGUAAUCAAUCGAAUGAGAAUAACUUGAUUGAUAUGAUGAAAUUCCUCAAGGUUGCUGCCAACAAUCAGCAAAAUCAAUUGCCGCAGCAGCAGCAGCAACAACAGUCGCUAAACAUUCAACAGGAUGCAAACCUACAGCAGCAACAACAACAGCGCCUAAAACAACAACAACAAACUGAAUUCCUUAAUACCGAUUUUGAUAGCAUCAGCAAUCCUACAAAUCUUUUCGAUGAACAAAAUCUGGAAAAUUUCGAAGCUUUGUCGGCUUUCGAUAUGGAACUAUCCAAGUUGCAGGCCCUGAAUGCUGUUACCCUGUGGCAGGCUCAACAACAACAAAUGCCUUUGCUGCAAAAUCUCUUGCAGACCUACAAUACCAUCAAUCAAUUUCAGAACUGGCAAUUACAGCAGCAGCAGCAACAACAGCAGCAGCCGCCUGCUCCUCCCCCACAACAACAGCAACAAACGGUACCCCCAUCGAUACCGCAACGUUUAAACAACGGUAAUAAUUUUAUCAACGCUUUUAAUUUUAAUGGUACCGAGCAGCCCCCCUUAGAGCAAGCAGCAAAGUUCUAUCGAGGAUCUGCAGCGUUUUGUGAGCCCACCUGUACAUGGAGCGGUCAAUUGCCACCACGGUCACAUCGUCUCUAUCAAUUCUCACCCAAAGUGUUUUUGGGCGGCAUACCCUGGGACAUUAGUGAACAGUCGUUGAUACAAAUCUUCAGGCCAUUUGGCCAGAUAAAGGUUGAGUGGCCAGGCAAGGAAGAGGAAGGCACCCAACAACCAAGAGGCUAUGUUUAUAUUAUAUUCGAAUCGGACAAACAAGUCAAGGCUUUACUCUCCGCCUGUGCUGUCCAGGCCGAUGAGCGUCAACAUGGUGAUGGUAUUUUUUAUUUUAAAAUCUCCUCGAGGCGCAUCAAGGCAAAGGAUGUUGAAGUUAUACCCUGGUUAAUUGGUGACUCGAAUUAUGUCAAAUCUACUUCUCAAAAGUUGGAUCCUACCAAAACUGUAUUCGUUGGUGCCCUGCAUGGCAAGUUGACGGCCGAGGGUUUGGCCAAAAUUAUGGAUGAUCUCUUUGAUGGAGUUCUAUAUGCAGGUAUCGACACGGACAAAUACAAAUAUCCCAUUGGUUCGGGACGUGUAACUUUCAACAACAAUCGCUCCUAUUUGAAAGCCAUUUCGGCUGCAUUCGUCGAAAUUCGCACACCGAAAUUCACCAAAAAAGUGCAAAUCGAUCCAUAUCUCGAAGAUUCUCUAUGCUCAAUAUGCGGAGUACAACACGGACCAUAUUAUUGUCGAGAACUCAGUUGCUUCAGAUACUUCUGUCGCUCCUGUUGGGAAUGGCAACACUCAACCGAUCUCGUCAAAUAUCACAAGCCGUUGAGCAGAAAUUCGAAAUCUCAGACAUUGGUUGGCAUCGGACCAGCCACUUCGACGGCAUCAAUUGCAUCGAAUGCCUCUACCCCAUCAUUGCCAUCGAUUAAUUCCCGCCCAGUAUUGAAUUGUCGUCAAACUCCCCAGCCAGUGGUUGGUCAAACGCAAGCACAAGAAUCGUUUAAUGCAAUUCAACAGCAGCAACAACAACAGCAACAUCAUCGUCGCCAGCAGCAACAGCUACAGCAGACAUCUCAGGCUGGCUUUCAGUUGCAGACACAAUCCUCUCAAUCACAACAGCAGCAGCAACAACAACAACAGCAAAUUCCUGCUCUGAAUGCCUUUCAUUUUUAGAAAAGAGAAGAUCAAGCAAUUGAUGAGAGAUGUUAGAGAACAUCUCAUAAAGAAAAUGUUAGAGAAUCACGAGGAGAACAUUGAUUGUUUUGAUGUUGAAGUUAAUUUUUUUAAGAAGCCUUAUUUUAUUUAUUAUCAUUGUUGUAUAUAAAUAGGGAGUUUAACGUCUCGAAGAGAGAGACACAAGUUUAGGUUUUGAAUUCUAUCCUUGCAAAGGAAACAAACACCCGCUCACUCACAAACGAGCAACCCAUCAUCAUUAUUGUAUUUAUAAAACAUAUCAGCAUCAUUUUGUUUAAAUGCGAGAGAUAGAGGAAGAGAUGAAGAAUUUUUAAUGGAUCUCUUAUUUUUAUAUUAUAUCUCUUUUUUUCAUAAAACUCAUUAGAAGUUCUGCUUUCAGUUUAUGUAUUGUGGUGCAAAGCCAAGACAAGUGGCGAUGGCUUUUUUCUUGAUCCAUGUUUUGCACUUUAUUCUGUUUUCUUCAUGUUCCAAAUGUUUUGCUUGUCAGUGCCUUUUUUUUUUUUUUU